This is a messenger RNA of Aphanomyces astaci, 2357 nucleotides long. Its product is annotated as serine/threonine protein kinase. Gene Ontology annotation, molecular function: protein serine/threonine kinase activity; protein binding; ATP binding. Gene Ontology annotation, cellular component: nucleus. Bases 133 to 2286 code for a protein of 717 amino acids. The transcript is spliced from 8 exons. Lineage: Eukaryota; Oomycota; Saprolegniomycetes; Saprolegniales; Verrucalvaceae. Gene Ontology annotation, biological process: mitotic DNA damage checkpoint signaling; protein phosphorylation. The record is from RefSeq and is a predicted model, not a curated record.
CAGAUGUGUAGAUGUCAGUCACCUUACGACCCUAAAAGGGUUGCAGUGGAUGUACAGUGUACAUACUGUACAUGGAAGGGGAGGUUGAGUUGGAGGUCAUUUUCGAAAUCCGACCGCUGAGCAGACGACGAUAUGGUGCCACCGAUCCCUCGGGAAUUGACGGAAGAAGACAAGCUGUUCCAGGCGGUCAUGGACAGGAACGUCGACGCAUUGAACGCGAUUCUCAAGGCGGGCAAAGUGAACGUGAAUGCCAUGAAGCCCGUCGACAUGAUCCAGUCGACCGUGCUCUACGUGGCGGCAUUGUACCCAUGCAUGGCUAUCGUCCAGUCGCUGCUCGCGGUCCCAACGAUCGAUGUCAACUUGCCCAACCGAAUCCACAAGAAUGCGACCACUCCAUUGAUGCGCUCGAUCCAGAAAGGCAACUUGGACAUCGCCGACGUCCUCAUUAGCCGACACGACACCAUGUGCAACGCUGUCACAGACAAAGGCAAGUCAGUCGCGACGGAAGUGGCGUCUUACAACCGAGCGGCGAUCGUGCCCAAGCUGUGGCCCCGCCUCAGCCCCGCGCUGCGCGCCAAGUGCAUGUCCGAAGCGUUAAAGGCCAAGAGCUUUGAAGUUGUGGCGGCGCUCAUCGAAGUCGGGUGCAGCUUUGAAGUGACGUACAACAACAGUGAUGCGCUCUUGAUUGCGGCCGUGGCCAAACAUGUGACUAUCCAAGGGCUCGUGGGACUAUUGCUGCAGGACCUUCCGUUCUUGGUCGUAGACGACGACGACGACAUCAUCGCAGACAACCCCGAGUACAUGGGAUCAUGGAGUGCAUUCGUGCUGCCGGGGCUUCGAGUCAGCGACGACGUUCGCAAAGAAGUCGUGAUCGACACGUUGCUCAGCCACGCGACGUUUCACCGCGUACCUCGACAGAUAUUGCUAGAGCAAUUUGUGUACGCCAAGGACAUUCAUGGCCGCACUGCGUUUGACACAACCGAGACCAGCGUCAAGGAGCAUCUCCAGCGGCUGUUCUUCUUCAUGCAGCGCUACGAGUUUGUGCCAGGGCCGGCCGCGCACGUGAGCGCGACGUCCGUCGUCCGACUGGCUUAUGAUCAUGGCAUUUGCCACCAAGUUUUUCACGAACUUGCCGACCAACUCAACGUGUGCCUCACGUUAAAGCAGUUCCGACAGGUGAAUGUCACACUUACCCAAGUGUGCAGCCAACACGAACGUCCCCAUCGUCGGCGGGAGAUGCAGGCACCACCUGUCCUGGACGACGCUAGCUUAGUCGACAAGUGGGAUGCACAUUUCGAGUACUUUGCCAAGGACUUUCCAGGGUACAUGACCGAAGCUGAGUUUAAAAAGUUUUGCGACAUGCAAUACGGCCGCAAGAUCCAAGUGGCGCUCAAGUUUAUGCGGCGAGAGGAGGAUUAUACAAAGGAAGUGGAGGUGCGGCGCCUCAUAUCCACCCGCGGCCACGUGUCCAAGUAUAUGCUCAAUAUGCUGCCGUCGCCCAGCCCCGACGAGUUUGAGCGCGCUGUGGGGUCGCUCUCAGUGAACAACGACCAGCUUUCAUUGGCCGAUUUCAAGCACGUGCUGGUUCUACCGGCGGCCGAUCGCAGCUUGGAAGAUAUAUUCUUCAAAGAACGACCCAGCGCCAACCUCAUUCGGUUCCUUCUCGAAGAAGCCGCCCACGCCCUCCGACUCCUCCAUUCAUGGGAUAUCAUGCACGGCGAUGUGAAAAAGCUCAAUUUUGUGCGUGUAAAGCACCAGCUCAAGUUGAUUGACCUGGAUGCUGCCACAGUCAUGAAUACUAUGAUGGGGUCCAAGUUUUCAUCGGGCGUGUUGCCCCCAGAGAUGUUUCAUCACUUGGAAACAGACGACGAACGGUCUCAGUACAUGGCAUACUGGGCCGACGACAUUCGCAUACGCGAUAAACUGCGGCCGCGAUCGAAUAUCGUCGUCAAGUGCUUUCGCCAAGAUUACAACCAGGAUGCUGCUGCACUUCUGCCAUAUGCCCCCGUGGUGGCGUCCCCAGAGAUUGACAUUUGGGCGCUGGGAGUGAUGAUGUUUCAGCUGUGGUCGGGUGAAGAGCUCGUGGCCACAGAUAUCAACGAGGACGUGACCAGCGGCCAGAUUCAGCUGGCCAAGUUCUGGACGCCGGAGCUGCUCAAGGCGCGUAUUCGGCUGCAUAUUGACGACGAAGAUCAGCUUGAUUUGCUGUCGCAUGUGUUGGCAGUGGACCCGAAAGAUCGAUGGUCGCUUGAAAGUAUUCUCCAGCACCCGUACUUUAACCCGUGAUUCGAGAAGGAGGAGUAGUGACUAAACGACUGGCGGUCCUAAGCUAAAGAACAUUUCGUGGUUCAAUUGCG